AUAUAAAUAAUUUAACAUCUGUCUUUUCUCACAACACACACAUCACACACCGAACACACAUCUUUUCAAAAUGAUAUAAGCCACCCCGUUUUCUCUUAGUAUUCAGAGCGCAAAGGUCACAUUUCAACCGUGCAGAUGUAGCAAAUUCAGAGCAAUGGAUCCAUACCAAGAAUUCCUCAUACGUGAGAUGCAGCGCUUGACAAACAGGUUGCUUGCAUGUCAAGAAGAAGUGUGGAGAAGAAGAACAAAAGCGAGUCUGACAUGUCCUCCGUUUCAACCACGUGCACCACGUCCAACGUCUUAUUGUCUCCCUAGUCCUGCCAAUCGUUUCUACAAUUGUAAUCGUCCUGGAUGUGCUUGUAACAAACGUUCUAUUAGCUGUCUUUCUACACAAUUGACUCCUUUCCAGUCGCAAUCUAUGCUGCGUAACAAAACUGUUUUGCUUCCAGCAGAACUUACAAAGUAUGAACAGAGGAUACAGAAAAACACACCAAAGACAAGUUAUCAGACGGAGUCGAAAGAAUCUGACAAAAUAAUAUUAUCUCAAAGAGAAAGCCCAUUUGAAUCGACCAAUCGUCUGAUGAAUGUGCAGACUGAACCAUCGAUCAGCCCAACAGAUAGCAUCGCAUUACAUUUAACUGCCCAUUUUCCAAAUCAAAAUCAGAAAUACAACUCUCUGACUAAAUACAAUCCUGCGUCUAGUAUUCUGACUACGGCCAACCACCAAGGAACAAUAUUCCAACAUUAUAUGCCUAUAGAAACUAGUAGGUUGUAUAAAACCCUCAAUAUGUCUUUAGGUAAUAUGAAAGCGCAGCAGUUUAAAAAUCAAACAGCUUCAAAUUCAACAAUACAACAAUCAAAUAAAAUUACAGUAAUGCCAACCCAUGAUCAGUAUAAAGAGCAGCAGCAUAAUAGUAAAUUGGUCGUCUUACCAGCUAACAUAAUCUCAGAGAAUAAGAAUCUAUGGGUAACAAACAAGGGCGACACAGUGACAAACAAAGUGAAUAAAAUGGUUGUAAUGCCGAGCCAGCAUUCGAUGAAAACGUUAGAACAAGAGCCCAAAGAAAUUGUUGGAAAGUCAAAAAUAAUUAAUCACCAGAGGGCAAAACAAAACCCUCCCUCGAAAUUGCCGCAAAGGAGCAAUGAAGCAAAACCUCGUCCCAAAUCUAAUAUCGCCACUCAUUUUGUGGCUACAUCACCCAGUGUACCGUCGGCAAAUCUGACAAAAACCCAGUUGUCCCUAGCACCAUCUUUUUUGACUAGAGAGAUGAAAAAACACAACUGUCUUUCUAUGCCUCCCAGAGUAAAGAAUAUAACUUCAAAGACUCAAUCGAGCCACAUGAGAAUAAAUAAGGAAUCAAUUUUGCCAAAUUACCCUACACUUGGUACAAGUUCAAACCAAAACUAUCUCAAUCAACAAUCACGUCAAAGCCAGCAAUCAAAGAGUGCGAAUUCCAAACACUCAAUUAGAAUGUCAAAUAAGGAUCAAAAUUUCCAACAUAAUCAAGGGACGAUUACAAAUUUUAGUUCAGAUAAUAUUUAUAAAAGUAGUCAACAAAUGAUGGACCUACCGAAACCGAGGCCGAAGAGCUACCACGGUCCUAAAAAACAACCAGUAAAUACUAAACAACGUCCAAUGACCAAUGUUGCCUCGAAUCAAGGAAGGGUGCGGCCGAAAUCACAUGCGAUCAACUCAAUGCAAACAGUGGUGCAUGAGGAUUCGCGGAAAAUAAAAACUGCUACUUCAAAUAAAACUGUGAUGAAAAUUCCUAGCUCAAAGAAAAUAGCUAGUUCUCAAAAAGUGAUAACCUAUAUAUCGUAACAAAAAAUAUCAACUAAAAACCUGGUACAAUCAAAAUCUCAAGGCAGAAAUUUCAAACCAGGCCCUAAACAAUUUGCUAGAACUAAAACGAAGUAGUCACCACUGAAAAUCACAACACAACUAAAGUAUAGAAAUAAAAACACAUUACCACUUUUAUUAAA
This is a messenger RNA of Cimex lectularius (bed bug), 1983 nucleotides long. RefSeq names its product GATA zinc finger domain-containing protein 14-like. NCBI's taxonomy places the organism in Eukaryota, Metazoa, Arthropoda, Insecta, Hemiptera, Cimicidae. The record is from RefSeq and is a predicted model, not a curated record. Bases 155 to 1822 code for a protein of 555 amino acids. The transcript is spliced from 2 exons.